Hypoxylon fragiforme is the source of this 1031-nucleotide messenger RNA. RefSeq lists its product as uncharacterized. Lineage: Eukaryota; Fungi; Ascomycota; Sordariomycetes; Xylariales; Hypoxylaceae. The record is from RefSeq and is a predicted model, not a curated record. The transcript has 2 exons. Bases 324 to 911 code for a protein of 195 amino acids.
ACCUACCUAACCUUGGAAACGUUAUCCCUUCCAGCUUAACCAAGAUUGUUAACUCGAUUUCAAACCCGUUUUAACCAUGAUCCAUGAUGUCCUUGUCCGACUUCAGUUUUUGCUUGCGUCCUAAUAUGGAUCUCCGAAUGCCCCCAGAUAUGGGACUUCGGAAUCCUUCGCAUAUAGAAACGCCUUUGCCUACUAAUAUAGAACUGCCUUUGCCUGCUAAUAUCGACAUCGUUAUGCAAGGCUUUCGCGAUAUUGCUUGCUCUGAGAACGAUAGUUAAGCUGUACUGCUUCGUACUGCCGUUACAGACCUUAUAACCGAGAAGAUGCCUUCAGAAGUCAGUAAGGCUUGCUCUAUGAUGGAACUGGCUGAUGAUGAUUGUCGAAAUAUUCGAGUCACUCUUCGUGCACUGCCUCCCGCCACCGAUCUUAGUGUGCCUUCUGCCAUCUCGUCUACUAAAAGGCUUGGCUCUCGGUCAGACGGGGAUACGGCUGAUGUCUCAGAUACAACUAUACCGUCAACCCUUAGCGUGAUUAAGGCAUUCUAUAAGGAUAGAUUCUCCGACGACCUAUUACACCGUCUUAGCUCCGAUAGAAACCCUAAGUGUUAUUUUCUUUCGAGACGACCAGCGCGGAACUUACCUCGACAAAAUGAACCUAAGGGGAAGAACGCGACCAAAGAGUUUCAAGACAAGAAAUGUACAAACCUCAUCGCUGUAUUGCUUCAGGUAGCUGGCAUAAGGCGAAACCGCAACGACGGGUGCGACAGGUGUAAAGCGGGGAGGGGUUUCUGGGACCUCUGUGUGGUAGCACUCCCAGAAUUUGGUGACUUCUCGUCAAGCUGUGCUAAUUGCCACUACAACGGCAGGGGGAUAUAUUGCUCUUUCGUGAAAAAACGUAGAGUCAACGGAUGACCCGCUAUUAGAUGGGACUGCGAUGCCGCCAUCGGCGCCGCCUGAGCCGGGUGUUCCGGAUUACGUUUUUAAGGCUACACUAGACGUUCUCGCCUCGAAACAGAUGGCGGAACUUAUAAA